This is a messenger RNA of Mercurialis annua (annual mercury), 954 nucleotides long. Its product is annotated as CASP-like protein 1F1. Lineage: Eukaryota; Viridiplantae; Streptophyta; Magnoliopsida; Malpighiales; Euphorbiaceae. The coding region runs from base 246 to 791 and encodes 181 amino acids. The record is from RefSeq and is a predicted model, not a curated record. The transcript has 3 exons.
AAUAUAAACUAAGUAUUUCUCAUUGUUCAUGCAAAUGAAAAAAAUUAAAAAAAACAGAGGACCCAUCUGAUUUAGCGCUUGAACAGCUCAAUCACAUCAUCAAUGUUUCUCCGCCUUGAAAGAUUCCUCUCUCGUCUCUUCCUAUAAAUACACUCUUUCACUUCACACUCUUUUAAUUUUCUCUAACCAUUAUUUUUUCAAAUCAUUCUGUUUUUAUUUCUCUGAAUUUUAAGUGUUCUUCAAAAAUGGAAAAUUAUGAGAACAAGUACCCACCAAAUUCACCACUGAAAACCAAGAAGAUUUUCUUCGGUGCACAAAUUUUCUUGAGAGUUUUAACAGUUGGUGCUACGUUAGCGGCUGCUUCGAUUAUGGUUACUAAUAAACAAUCCAUUUCAAUUGGUGACUUUGACAUGGAAGCUAAAUAUAAUUACUCCUCUGCUUUCAAGUUCUUUGUUUAUGCAAAUAUAAUAGCGUGUGUCUGCUCUGUUCUAUCUUUAUUUUUCCUCUGCGUUGUUGGUCGUUAUAGCUCAAAUCCGGGCCAUAUUUUCUUCCUAUUUCUGCAUGAUUUGAUUAUGAUGCUGUUGCUUCUUGCCGGGUGUUCGGCUGCAACUGCAAUAGGGUUCCUGGGAAAAUAUGGGAAUACAUAUUCCGGUUGGAUGCCGAUUUGUGACCGGUUCGGAAAAUUCUGCCACAGAGGAACUGUUUCGGUGAUGCUUGCGUACUUGUCUGUGAUUUUUUUGCUGAUUCUUACGGUAAGUUCUGCAAAUAAGUCUCGGCAAAUUCAUGUGUAGGAGAAGAAAAUUAUGUAAUGUAGGGUUUGAUGUCUAGUUUUAGUCUAGUCUAAUCUAGUUUAAAAAUAAUUAAGCAGCAGAAAUUAAUGAAGAAGAUGAAGUGUGUUUGUAUUGUAAAAUUGUAGUAGUAAUGAAUGGUUAAUGAAACUGAAUCAAGAUUUAA